Messenger RNA from Scophthalmus maximus (turbot), 5945 nucleotides. It is a transcript of the gene myo1f, whose product is annotated as myosin IF. Gene Ontology annotation, cellular component: actin cytoskeleton; cytoplasm; plasma membrane. Bases 1859 to 5074 code for a protein of 1071 amino acids. Gene Ontology annotation, biological process: actin filament organization; vesicle transport along actin filament. Lineage: Eukaryota; Metazoa; Chordata; Actinopteri; Pleuronectiformes; Scophthalmidae. The record is from RefSeq and is a predicted model, not a curated record. The transcript is spliced from 30 exons. Gene Ontology annotation, molecular function: ATP binding; actin filament binding; microfilament motor activity.
UGUUGUAAUUAUCACUGUGCAGUCGGCGGCGGCAUCCACACCUGCGUGCGAAAAUGAACAGCGGCUGACUAAUUGUGCCUUUAACUUUUGGAUUUGCUGACACAGAUGCCGUCACCGGCCCGACGCUGUGGGGUCAGCGUUGCAUCUUCUGUCUGAAGACUUUGGAUAGGACAGAAAUACAGAAGUAGCAGCUUAACUUUGCAUGGUCCCUGGCUGCCGUCGGCUCUGACUGUCCCGCUGUGUGAUGGCUGCAGUCUGAGGAGGUCAUCCUGUGGAUUUUAACGACACACGCACACACACACACACACACACACACACACACACACACACACACACACACUGUCUGGACAGUGGAUACCUGAGGAGGAGGAGGAGAGGCCCGCAGGACAGGAAGAAUGAUAGACCCAUACGUCUGCGCUCGUGGCAGUCAGAAGACGAACCUUAAUCGUACACAGGACAAGAAAUCUUCAUAAGAUGCUUUGUGCGUGCCACAGAGGGUGAAUGUAUUGAACUCUGCUGAGUGGUUCUCUAUCUCACCGGGGCUGACGGAACAGCCUGCAGUGGCAGGAAGAGAACCGCCAGCAUGCACAAAGUUCAGAGGGUUUCACAAGAGGCAGCAACGAGGUGUGAGAGGAGGAAGUGGACUACGGCAGGGGCCUUGCUGUCACAACACUUCCUCCUCGGCGCUCAGAAGGGCUCGACUCCUCGCUCAUCCUGAAAAUCACACGGACUGCAGCCCGCAGGCGACUCAUCCCUACUGUUUAAAGAACACAGCAUGCAAUGGAAAAGCCUUCAGACGGCUAAAGAGGCGGAUUCAAGAGCGAAACAAUUUCUGAAACGUGCUGAGACACUGAACCCUUGUGGAGGAUAUAUUUACAUAUGUCAGCGUUUUCACCCCAGUAAUAAAUACUUACAUCUUUUGAACCAUUUGUCACGAGUGUGAUCGAGGCUGAAGUGAAGUCAAAGAGAGGAAUACCCUUAAAAUAUAACUGUCCACCUCUAUGACGAAGGCAACAUCUCUGACAGUAAUCAUUCCUUGAGACUGGGACUUUCUUUCCUAUCAACACUGAGCAGAAGGUUCUAGUUUGAUGGGUGCCGGUUUGCAAUUCUCAAGAAUCAAGAAUUUCUGUCAGUCUUUGAUGGAUAAAAUACUAAAAAAUAAGUUCCUGUAUUAUUUAUUACGAAAAACCUGAAUAAAUUAAGGGGGUACUCAACAAAUGCAGCAACUUACACGUUAUCAAUUUCCCUAAUCUCCUGAUUUGCCUUGGAAUAGUUUUGUAAUUUACGGGUAGAUAGUGAAAAGACGUCCCAGGGAGUCAACUGGAAAGACCCUGACGUAAAGCAUCAACGUCGAGGAUCUACAUCUGUGCUGCAAAUCUGACCUUUCUCAUGCGGAGGACACGUUCAUGUUGGAUGACAGCAGCUGUGCUGCACUGAAACAGGUGUUAAAAGGUUUGCUAUGACUUUUGCCUCUUUAAUUUCAUUAGACUCCUCUUGCGGUUGUUGAUUUUUUUCUCCCCUCCGGUGAGUGUCGGUCUGGUACGCGGCACGCGAGGUGGACGUGUAAACUUCUACCAGUGAAGCAGCAAAUGUACGUCGAAAAGCCCCAGACCACAUCCCAACCACUCUGCCAAUGGCAAGGGCUGUCACGUGGCCCACAUCAAACAGACCAGCGUCUUUUAGGAAAAACCAAGACACGGGAGACGAGUUCGGCUCAUGUUCUACUCUGUAAGAAGAUGGUAACGAUUCGAAGUGGAAGACUGCAGUGCUUGUUGUUUCACCGCCGUGCUGCUCACCGUAUUGUCAGGCGAAGUACCACUGGCAGAGUCAGAAUGUGAAGCAGAGCGGCGUGGACGACAUGGUCCUGCUGUCCAAGAUCACCGAGGACGCCAUCGUGGAGAACCUCAAGAAAAGAUACAUGGACGACUACAUCUUCACGUACAUCGGCCCCGUGUUGAUAUCAGUCAACCCGUUCAAACAGAUGCCUUAUUUCACCGAUAGAGAAGUCGAACUUUAUCAAGGAGCCGCCCAGUACGAGAACCCGCCUCACAUCUACGCCUUGACCGACAACAUGUACCGCAACAUGAUGAUCGACGGAGAAAACCAGUGCGUCAUCAUCAGCGGUGAGAGUGGCGCUGGAAAGACCGUGGCUGCCAAAUACAUCAUGGGCUACAUUUCCAAAGUAUCUGGAGGAGGAUCGAAAGUUCAGCAUGUAAAAGACAUCAUCCUACAGUCCAAUCCUUUGCUUGAGGCCUUUGGUAACGCCAAGACUGUACGCAACAACAACUCCAGUCGUUUUGGGAAAUACUUUGAGAUUCAGUUCAGCAGGGGAGGAGAGCCAGACGGCGGCAAAAUCUCAAACUUCCUGCUGGAGAAGUCGAGGGUGGUGAGCCAGAAUGAGAACGAGAGGAACUUCCACAUUUACUAUCAGCUGAUAGAGGGCACCAACGCUCAGCAGAAGGAGGGCCUGGGCAUCAUGACCCCAGACUACUACUACUACCUCAACCAGUCUGGGACCUACAAGGUGGAUGGGACGAAUGAUAGCAAAGACUUCAACGAGACGAUGGAGGCCAUGCAGGUGGUCGGGAUCCCAGGCGACAUCCAGGCUCAGGUGCUGCAGAUCAUCGCAGGCAUCCUCCACCUGGGGAACAUCAGCUUCAUAGAGGCAGGCAACUACGGGCAGGUGGAGAGCACGGACUUGCUCGCCUUCCCCGCCUACCUGCUGGGCAUCGACCACAGCCGCCUGCAGGACAAGCUGACCAGCAGGAAGAUGGAUUCAAAGUGGGGAGGGAAGUCCGAGUCCAUUAACGUCACCCUGAACCAGGAGCAGGCCACCUACACACGAGAUGCUCUGGCCAAAGCCCUCUAUGCGCGACUCUUCGACUAUCUGGUUGAGUCCAUAAAUAAAGCCAUCCAAAAACCACACGAGGAAUUCAGCGUCGGAGUUCUUGACAUCUACGGCUUUGAGAUAUUCCAGAGAAACGGCUUUGAGCAGUUCUGUAUCAACUUUGUGAACGAGAAGCUGCAGCAAAUCUUCAUUGAGCUCACUCUGAAGGCGGAGCAGGAAGAGUAUGUCCAGGAGGGCAUCAAGUGGACACCUAUCGAGUACUUCAACAACAAGAUCGUGUGUGACCUCAUUGAAAAUAAACUGAACCCUCCUGGUAUAAUGAGCGUGCUGGAUGACGUGUGUGCCACGAUGCAUGCCAAAGGAGAGGGCGCAGAUAGCACCCUGCUGCAGAAACUGCAGGCCGCUGUGGGGACGCAUGAACAUUUCAACAGCUGGAACUCCGGCUUCGUCAUACAUCACUACGCCGGCAAAGUGUCAUAUGAUAUCAACGGCUUCUGUGAGAGAAACCGGGACGUUCUUUUCCUUGACCUCAUAGAGCUCAUGCAAAGCAGCGAAUACGACUUCAUCCGUAGCUUGUUCCCCGAAAACCUCAACACUGAUAAGAAAAGCAGGCCGACCACAGCCAGCUCCAAGAUCAAGAGACAAGCUAACGAUCUGGUGAACACGCUGAUGAAGUGCACGCCGCAGUACAUCCGCUGUAUCAAACCCAAUGAGACAAAGAGACCUAGAGACUGGGAGGAGAGCAGGGCCAGGCAUCAGGUUGAAUACCUCGGACUGCGGGAAAACAUACGUGUGAGAAGGGCUGGGUUUGCGUACCGCAGACUCUUCAGCAAGUUUCUGAUGAGGUACGCAAUUCUGACAGCAGAGACGUGGCCGUGCUGGAGGGGUCCAGAGCAGCAGGGGGUCCUUCACCUCCUCCGGUCCGUCAACAUGGAUAACGACCAGUAUCAGAUGGGACGCACCAAAGUCUUCGUCAAGAACCCUGAAUCGCUGUUCCUACUCGAGGAGAUGAGGGAGCGGAAGUUUGACACGUUCUCCAGGAUCAUCCAGAAAGCCUGGAGACGAUACAUUGCCCGGAAGAAGUAUGAAAAAAUGAGAGAGGAGGCCUCGGACAUCCUGUACAACUCCAAGGAGCGGAGGAGGAACAGCAUCAACAGGAACUUUGUCGGAGACUACCUCGGCCUGGAGCAGAGGCCUGAGCUGCGGCAGUUCCUGGCCAAGAGGGAGCGCGUCGACUUUGCUGAUUCAGUCACCAAGUUCGAUCGCAGGUUCAAGUCUAUCAAGAGAGAUUUGAUCUUGACCCCAAAGGGCAUCUAUCUGAUUGGUCGAGAGAAGGUGAAGAAAGGACCAGAGAAAGGACAGAUCAAGGAGGUGCUGAAACGAAAACUGGAGAUCGGAAGCAUCAGUGGCGUCUCUCUCAGCACGAGACAGGAUGAUUUCUUCAUCCUGCACGAGGCCCAGUACGACAGCCUGCUGGAGUCCAACUUUAAGACCGAGUUCCUCAGCCUGCUCUCCAAACGCUACGAGGACGUAACCAAGAGUAAACUGACCAUCUCCUUCACUGACAGACUGGAGUUCAGAGUGAAGAAGGAGGGCUGGGGUGGAGGAGGCUCCAGGAUGGUCAUCUUCCAGAGGGGGCAAGGGGAGCUGUCCCAGCUCAAACCCGGAGGGAAGACCCUCACCAUCACAAUAGGCGACGGUCUACCCAAGUCUUCCAAGCCGACCAGGAAGGGCGCACCGCAGUCUCGUGGCGGAGGGACAAAUCAUAUAGCGAGCAGAGCUCAUCAGAAUGGAGCGGCCCAGUUUUCCAGAGCUCCUCACCACCAGCCGUCGGAUGCCAUGUCUUCCUCCUCGCACAAACAGGGCCGACCGCCCAGCACUGCCCUGCCCAAACUGGGCUCCCAGAGGGCUCCCAGAGUCCCAGCUCAGAACCAGAACCACCAAGGGAACAUGGACUUCCUCAACGUGCCUGACCAGGGCAUGUCAGGGAAGCAGAGGAGGAGGAGCAUCAGUCAUCGACCUCCUCCCGCUCCGAAACCGCAGCCUCAACCCAAGGGGCCCCGCUGCCGUGCAAUAUAUCAAUACGUCGGCCAGGACACGGACGAGAUCAGCUUCGACGUCAACGACGUCUUCGACCUUGUCAAAGAAGAUGCGUCGGGAUGGUGGACGGGCAGGGUUCGAGGAAGGGAGGGCCUCUUCCCCGGUAACUAUGUGGAAAAGAUUUGAUGAAGACGUGACGAUUCCUCAAGGACUUGUCUGUGUUGGUUAAGAAAUAUGUCCUGCUUGUGAAAGACACUGCCUGUGAAUAGUUCAUGGUCAACGAUCGCCAUUCGUAAUGGACAACGGGAGCCGUUGAACGGAGGCCCCUUGCUGUCAUGUCGGUACGCCGUACAAGCAAAGGACAGAAGACAUCGUCGUUACGGCAACAGUCCUUAAAAACACAGAUCCACAGCAAAGAGCUGCUCAGGUUUCAUGUCUCUUGUUGUCCCAGACUACCUUGUUCAUAAUGACCCAGCAACAAGAUCUGUGACUUCUUUUGAGCUGUUACAUCCCUGGAAAUGACUUAAAGCUAAAGUUACACACUCAAGAGAAAAGUAACCUGCAAAAUACUGCAUCGCUUUUUUUUGGGGUUUCUACAGUGUUUAUAUCUGCCUGAAGCUGAUCAGUAUUCUGGAUUAAGUCGACCGCACCAUAUCGAGUAUUAAUAGGUAAUGAAUUAGAUAAUAUGUUGAACAAGUUGCCUGUUACAUUUGCACCAUAACAAACCUGCUUCAGAUAAAUCAAAGCCAUUCACAACGACAAUGAUUCUGAUGUCACUCAAGAAAAACUUUUAGAUUUUUCUAGUCAUGAUUAUUACUAAUAUCAUUGUUGGUAUUUUCCAAUAUUUUAUUCAUUUCAAUAAAAAAAAGAAAUAUAUUUUCAUAUUUUACCUCAAUGACGUUUGCACUGGCCAAGAUUUGUAUCAUCGGUAAGUUAUACGAGGUUUAAACAGAAAGAGGUGACUGGUUAACUUACGAGUGUUUAUUUCUGCCAAUUUUGCCUUUUGUUUUUAGUUUUGAUAAUAAAAAUAAUAAUAAAAUAAUAUGAUUCCCUCACA